UUAGGAAGGCACAGUAAAAAAAGGACAAAAUUAACUGAGGAAUUGGGACCCAUGGAGAACGGAGUGGCCCAGGACCCGCUGCUGACCUCAUCAAAUGCAGGAAAAUGUCCAGGGGAAGGGGAUGGCACUGACCCUAGCCCUCCACCAAUACCCCCACCCCCACGUUCUCCACCACCCCCACCACCUCCUGCCAGACCUCGUCUGAUCUUUCACACUCAGCUAGCCCAUGGAAGCCCAACAGGGAAAAUCGAGGGUUUUACUAAUGUGAAGGAGCUCUAUGCCAAAAUAGCUGAGGUUUUUGGCAUCUCUCCAACAGAGAUUCUGUUUUGCACAUUGAACACACACAAGGUGAACAUGCAGAAGCUACUUGGAGGGCAGAUUGGUCUAGAGGACUUUAUUUUUGCUCAUGUCCGUGGAGGAACCAAAGAAGUGGAGGUGACCAAGAAUGAAGACGCUCUGGGUCUAACAAUUACAGACAAUGGAGCAGGCUAUGCAUUCAUCAAGAGAAUAAAAGAGGGCAGCAUCAUUGAUAGAAUCAAGGCAGUGUGUGUGGGGGAUCACAUUGAAGCCAUUAAUGACCAAAGCAUUGUGGGAUGUCGUCAUUAUGAUGUUGCCAAGAUGCUGAAGGAACUGCCCAAGAAUGAAUCCUUUACACUUCGGUUAGUGGAACCCAAGAAAGCAUUUGAUAUGAUUGGUCAGAGGAGUAAACCAAGCAAGGCUGUGAAUGAUGGGAGAGUCAGCACAGGCCGUGAGACUCUACGCCUACGAUCCAAAGGGAUGGCCACUGUGGAGGAAGCGCCCUCUGAGUUUGAAGAGACAGCUUCCAGGAAAGUUGAUGACCUGCUGGAAAGUUAUAUGGGGAUCAGGGAUUGUGACCUUGCCUCCAUGGUGGUGGAGACAGGAAGAGAGAAGACUAAUGCUGAUGAGUUUGCACAGGCUCUGGACUGCAUCCUUGGAGAGUUUGAAUUUCCAGAUGAGUUUCUCUUUGAUGUUUGGAAAGCCAUCGUGGAAGCAAGGAAUGAGAAACACUGAAGACCACAGCCCUCCCUCAUCCCACUACUACCAAUACCAUAUUUUGCCUGGACAGACUGUAGGCAAAAGAAAUUACUACCUACCUUGUGCUACCCGCCGUUCAAAGAAAAAACGAUCACUCAGAUAUGUUGCUGACCUGACGAGUGCAAAGAAGUAUAGCGAAUACCUAAAGGCAGGAAUGACAUUUUGUAAGCAAGGCCUAGACAGGCUUUUAAUUAUGGAGGCAAUAAGCGUAAAGGUGACAAUUAUUCUAAACUUGGCCACUGAUGUAAUACCUUUCAGAUUUUCCCCUUUGGGUGGGGGAGGGAGCGUUGUUAUACAUUUCAGCUGUUAUACAUCACCUUUCCCAAAUGAGUAGCAUGCCAACACCUAUAUCUUGCAUGUAAAUUUAAAGCAGAAAUGCACCUUUGUUUGUAGUACUCUUACUUUAAUUUUCAUAACGACGUUUCCUCACUCAGAGUCAUAUGAUAACCUCACGCUUUUAGAACUUUCAAAUGGUAUCCUAGAGAUUCAGGCUCUGGUCUUUCAAUUUGUGUUUGAAACUGUGUUCUGCUUCAGAUUAAUUACAAGAAAACUUUAGAAAUAUAAAAUAUGAUUUACUUUGCAUUUCAUAUUAUCACCAAACCUAGGACAUAUUGACAAGUCCUUCACAUUUAGAUAACCAACUUUUUUAUUAAAAAAGGACUGUCAUGAAAUGGUUUCUAAAUUAUUUAAAUAGGUACUGAUUUAAAGGUAUAAAUAUUAUAACAGUUUAGGUGGUUUGUACAUAUACGUCUAACUUAUAUAUUUACUUGCAUUCUCUUAGGUGGAUUUGUUUCGUUAUUAUUGUAUUACUUUUUAAAAGGAUGGAGUAUAUUAUUGAGACAUGUCUAAGUUUGUAACUUCUAUUCACAUAUAUAUUGAACUGUGUACCACUCUGUACAGCGACAUAUACAAUUUCAGUGAUAUGAAUUGAAUUUGCCACUUGAACUGCAUUGUGGCAGAAGAUAGUUUAAUAAUCCCUUAUCUGACUUGUAUAGUUAAUAAAGAAAUAAUAAAACAAGGAAAUUACCAAAUACACAUAAAUAAGAUGCUAAGAACAUAAACAAGUUUCAAGGCGGGUGACAUGAAAGUAUCCAUCCAGUUUAAUAUGGUUUCAGAAAAUAGGAAAUAUACUAAACUAUCUCAAAAAAAUGGUGGCUCUAUAGCUUCAGAUUCUUUUUUUUAUUUGUCUCUGAAAACAGGAGUCUCAAGGACUGGAAGAAACAAAAAUGAUAGCAUAAACAGUAACCAUUUGAAAUGUCAGCAUACACUACAGCAAGCCCCAAAACAGAGAGACUAAAUGGCCAAAGAAAACGGACUUAAAUAUACCCAGUUUAAGAUGAACAUUUUGCAGAAUAUUCCCUUUUCUCAGAGGUAUGAUGAGCUUAGAGUUGGUAUAUAUGUGUGUGUGUGUG
Protopterus annectens (West African lungfish) is the source of this 2468-nucleotide messenger RNA. RefSeq names its product GIPC PDZ domain containing family member 3 (gene GIPC3). The transcript has 6 exons. Gene Ontology annotation, molecular function: protein binding. The coding region runs from base 52 to 1032 and encodes 326 amino acids. The record is from RefSeq and is a predicted model, not a curated record. NCBI's taxonomy places the organism in Eukaryota, Metazoa, Chordata, Ceratodontiformes, Protopteridae.